This is a messenger RNA of Rotaria sordida, 1536 nucleotides long. The record is from the annotation of a GenBank genome assembly. Lineage: Eukaryota; Metazoa; Rotifera; Eurotatoria; Philodinida; Philodinidae.
AUGAAUUCGAAAAAUUUCUUUGGUAAACAUGCUGAACAUCAAGAUAACACAAGUUUAGGAAAAUUACGUUCAAAAUAUUGGACAACAAAACAACUUGUUAUUAAAAAACUUGGUCGAGAAGAAGAUGAAUUUGUUAUUGCAUCUGAUGCUGAUGUUGAUGCUAAACUUGAUUUACUUUAUACAAUAAAACAAUCAUGUCAUGAUUUACUUCGUAUUAUGGAUAAUUAUCAAACAAAUGUUCUUAUUCUUUCACAUGAAGAAACAGAUAUGGCUCGUUUUUUAAAAGAUUAUGCUCAAAUGGAUAAAACUCGAGCUGGAAAAAUGAUGGCAAGUGUAUCAAAAGUUCUUGCCUAUACAGCACAUCAACGUUUAGCUUUACGUCAACCAUUAAUUCGUUUAAAUAAUGAAAUUGAAACAUUUCGUCAUCGUGCCGUAACAGAUACAUUAUCAACAGUUAAACGUAUGGAAACAGCACGAACAGAAUAUCGUGGAAGUAUUUUAUGGUUAAAAGAUGCAUCAAUGCAACUUGAUCCUGAAAAACAAUUAGAAAAAUUUCGUCGUGUACAAAGUCAAGUAAAAGUAACAAAAACUGAAUAUGAUCGAUUAAAAUUUGAUGUUAUUCAAAAAAUUGAUUUAUUAACAGCUAGUCGAUGUAAUAUGUAUUCACAUGCAUUAGCUACUUAUCAAAAAUCUUUACUUAUUUUUUGGGAAAAAACAUCAAAAACAAUGAAAGCUGUUGCUGAAUCAUUUAAAGGUUAUCAAUAUUAUGAAUUUACUGUUAUUAAAAAUCUUGCUGAACCAAGUCGAUUAUUAGCUGAAAUGAAUUCAAAAUCAUCUAUUAAUAAAUCAAAAGAAAAAGAUAAUGAUACACUUAUUAAUAUUAAUGAAACAAAAAAUAAUCAAAUACAAGAACAAACUAUUUCAAUUGAUAAUAAUCAAAAAGAAAUAUUCGAUUUAACAGAACCUGUCAAUGCAUUAAUUGAUAUAUCUGAUGAUCAACUUGAUGAUCAACUUCUUGAAUUAGAAAAAUUAACAACAAUUGAUCGUAAUAUAUUAAAAUCAACAAAUUCUAAAAAAACAUCAAAUAAUAGUGAAAAUCUUGUUGAAUUAUCAACAACAACUACUGAAAAUGAAAAAUUAUUUUCUGAUCUUCUCUCACCUAUCUCAUCUGGAAAUACAACAAAUGAUCUUCUUGAAACUAAUGAAAAUACUAGUUUUGAUGCUCAUUGGACAGCAGCAUUUGAUAAUAAUUUAAAUCAACAACAACAACAACAACAACAACCAAUAUCUAAUAUUCAUCCAGAUUCUACUCCAUCAAAUAAUAAUAGUUUUCUUCCAUCAACACUUCUUAGUGAAUUAUUAAAUUCCAUGAAUAAAGGUAACAAAUCGACAGUUCAAUCUUCAUCAAAACCUAUAAUAACAACAAAACCUACAGAAAAAUCAAAUUGGUUAAAUUUAUUUGCUGAACUUGAUCCAUUACAAAAUCCAGAUGCUAUUGGAAAAUUAGCUGGAGAUGAAGCUGACAGAAAUUGUUAG